Messenger RNA from Aegilops tauschii subsp. strangulata, 1671 nucleotides. RefSeq lists its product as uncharacterized. Gene Ontology annotation, biological process: proteolysis; protein desumoylation. The record is from RefSeq and is a predicted model, not a curated record. NCBI's taxonomy places the organism in Eukaryota, Viridiplantae, Streptophyta, Magnoliopsida, Poales, Poaceae. Gene Ontology annotation, molecular function: deSUMOylase activity. Gene Ontology annotation, cellular component: nucleus.
AUGGCCGAGAGGCAACUUAGCUCUCCUGCAGUACUUGUACUAGGAGAAGUUCAGCCUCUGGAAGGUGAAUGCGCGUUCAAUCCUAGCUUGUCCAUGCAAUCUCUCAUGAGGAAUUGGACUGAAGUUGCAGUCUCUAGGAGAGACAAGUAUGAUUAUGACCACUGCCUUUGCCGUGGUAACGUCAAGAUUGAACACAACAUAACCAAGGAGUAUAGGGCGCAGGAGCGCAAAGUACCCGAACCAGAAAAGCCAAAAAUGAAGCCCGCCGUUGGUGCGGCAAAGAAGUCCAAGUUAGCCUCAAACGCGGACGAGAUGAUGAAGCUCAUCAUGAAGCGGUGUAUGGAUUACAUACACAGCCAAAUGAAGGAAAUACUGGAUCAAAUAGUCGAGAGAUUGUUAGAGAAGUUGAACCUAAAUGGUGUGAUGUACAAGCCAGCGGCUGCUGUGGCUUCCGGCAACAACAAUGCAGACGAAGAAGUGGAUUCCUUUCAGAAUGGUCCGCCAGAAAAAAAAGAAUUCGUGUACAGGGAUGACUCUAACGGUCUAGAGCCGAUGAUUGAUUUGACACAGCCUGACAAGCCUGUUGGAAACCAGAACAACGAUGAUGAGGAAAAAACACCUGCCAAGUUAAAUGUUGACAAGCCAAGGAAGCCUAGUGAUGAGUGCGGCGCAACACCGGAGAACCCUUGGAUCAUAGGUAAUUCUCCUCGAGCAGAAUCGUCCGACAUUGACAUUUCUGCAAGUUCUAUCGACAGGAUGGUGGGUAAGAGCAAGGGGAAAAAGUACAAGUCUGCAGCAACCACAAAAGAAGACGAUAUUAUAUCCGGGAAGCGCCGGCCGACUGUUCCCAAGAAAUUUGAAUCCCCCUUUGCACUUGACAAGCCCAGCAAGCGAAACGCACGCGGUACUAAGCCAUCCGGCAACACUACUGCAACUAGAGGGGUUGUUAAGGAUGAUUUGACACCGGAACUCAUCGAUGCUGCUGUUACGUUUGUGGAGGUAGCUGCUCGGUCUGAGAAGAAUAUGACAAAAAGAGUUUACUACAGUGAACGUGGCACCUCUGUGACUGUGGAUGAGCAUAGAUGGCUAGCGGAUGACAUUAUCGAUGCUUAUCAGACACAUUUGGCGCUGCACAUUGGUCAUGAUCGGUACCUCUGUCCAGCCUGGAGGUCCAAAUACCUUGUUGAUCGUGCUAAGACACGAGACAGCCCUAAACCGUCGAUAUACAACAUGGAUAGUGCACUGAGCAGAGCUGGAGCAGUACUUAGGGUUCUAGCCGAGUAUACCGUCCGUGAUAAGUCGUUUAUCCCGUUGAACGUCGGCAAUACACACUGGAUCAUAGUGGUGAUGCACAACCGCAAGAAAGAAUUCCGAGUUAUGGAUUCACUCUAUCCUCUCGACUUCUCUCUCGACACUAUGAAAGCACUCCAACUAGCAAUAGCAAUUGAUAUGGAAGAGGCAAACCGUAUUAGACCUGGCAAAUAUCCAGACGUCACUAGGUGGCCUAUCACAGCUCAGAUGGAUAUGCCACAACAAGAGGACGGGAAUUCUUGUGGCCUUUUUGUGAUUGAAGUUAUGGAGCAUUGGGACGGGGAACGAUGGACCACCGAUUUUACCCAGGACAUGGUUAAUGCAAGAAGAAGACGUCUCAUCGCCGAGUUGGUUCUCUGA